AAUCUUCAUAUCAGAUUGACCUUUGAAGAUGGCAGUCAAGGAUCCUAAUACUUUUGAUCCAGAUUCCGAACCAUUUGUGGAGGUUGAUCCAACCGGGCGUUUUGGAAGGUAUGAUGUUCUCCUUGGUAAGGGUGCUGUGAAGAAGGUGUAUAGGGCAUUUGAUCAGCAGCAAGGUAACGAGGUGGCAUGGAAUAAGGUGUGGUUAAGGAAAUUGAGUGACAAUCCAGUGCUAUCUAAUCAUCUGGACGCAGAGAUUAAGCUAUUGAGAGAGUUGGAGAACAAGUAUAUCAUUGAAUGUUACAGUGUUUGGAAGGAUGUCAAGCGUAAUGCUUUGAAUUUUGUUACGGAAGUGUGCAAUUCUGGGAACCUGAGGGAUUACAGGAAGAAGCAUCACCGUGUGAAUACUAAGGCUUUGAAGAAGUGGUCAAAGCAGGUGCUUGAGGGAUUGGAGUACCUCCAUACACAUGAGCCAUGCAUCAUUCACAGAGAUCUCAAUUGCAGUAACAUCUUCGUCAAUGGGAAUAAUGGCCAGGUGAAGAUCGGUGAUCUGGGAGUUGCAGCAAUAGUGGGUAGCAGCCACAAAGCUCACACAGUUAUAGGGACACCAGAGUUUAUGGCACCUGAGCUAUACGAGGAGGAUUACAAUGAGAUGGUGGACAUAUAUUCGUUUGGGAUGUGCUUGCUGGAGAUGGCAACAAGGGAGAUACCAUACAGUGAAUGUGAAACUGUUGUUAAGAUUUACAGGAAGGUCUCAACUGGUAUAAGGCCUGAAUCCUUGUCCAAGGUGACCGAUCCAGAGGUGAAGGCAUUUAUUGAGAAAUCCCUAGGCCAGCCGAGGGCAAGACCUUCAGCCUCUGAGCUACUCAGAGACCCCUUCUUUUCUCAAGUCAUUGCCGAAUAGCCUCAUCCAAGCUCUUGAUGGCUUUUCGAAACUAGUUUAGUGUUAUAACAAAAUCAGUGACUCCCAUGUUACUUCACACAUGUAAUUUAUCA
Rosa chinensis is the source of this 993-nucleotide messenger RNA. Its product is annotated as probable serine/threonine-protein kinase WNK11. Gene Ontology annotation, molecular function: ATP binding; protein serine/threonine kinase activity. The record is from RefSeq and is a predicted model, not a curated record. The transcript has a single exon. Gene Ontology annotation, cellular component: cytoplasm. Lineage: Eukaryota; Viridiplantae; Streptophyta; Magnoliopsida; Rosales; Rosaceae. The coding region runs from base 29 to 901 and encodes 290 amino acids. Gene Ontology annotation, biological process: protein phosphorylation; intracellular signal transduction.